This is a messenger RNA of Anguilla anguilla (European eel), 2231 nucleotides long. RefSeq names its product protein FAM118B-like. The record is from RefSeq and is a predicted model, not a curated record. The transcript is spliced from 8 exons. Lineage: Eukaryota; Metazoa; Chordata; Actinopteri; Anguilliformes; Anguillidae. The coding region runs from base 421 to 1632 and encodes 403 amino acids.
GUUCUCUAAAGAUUCUUUCUGCGUUGUACUUCGUCUACCAUUUUUAGAAUCGAGCUUUUCCAUUGAAGGCUCCUUAACCGGAUCUUAUUAAUUGACGUACAUAUUCCAAAAAAACCGGAACUUUUAAAAUGUAAAAGGAAACGACUCAUAUUACGUAGUCUCUUCAACUUUCAAGCUUUUAUCUGUUUGGUCGAACUCUCAAACAUCUCCUCGCUCGGAGCUCGAGGCAGACAGGUUUGAUUCCAAGUUUGCUGGCGUGGCGACAGCUUGUACGUCAAAGUUACAGACUUCACCAUGUCAGACAAGACAGGCGACGCACAUAAUUAUUUAUAAAACUUGCAAACCGGAGCUUGGGAGAAGGACAGAAAAGAUCAAACGGGCUGUACAUCUUUAGCUAUUGGCGUUAUUGCAGGGAGUCGAAUGGCCUCUGUGGUGACUGUGAAGACGGAGAAGAGGCCUGCCCCUGAUACCAACGAUGUCAGCUCCAACGCCAAGAAACCCAGGAAGCUGCUGCCCAGCCUGAAGACCAAACGCGCCCCGGAGCUGGUGCUGGUGAUCGGGACCGGGGUGAGCUCUGCCGUGGCACCCCAGGUCCCAGCGCUGCGCUCCUGGAAGGGACUGAUCCAGGCCCUGCUGGACGCCGCAAAUGACUUUGACCUCCUGGAGGAAGAGGAGAGCCGGCGCUUCCAGAAGAGCCUGCAGGAGGACAAGAACCUGGUGCACGUGGCCCAUGACCUCAUCCAGAAACUGUCCCCGCGCACGGGGAACGUCCGCUCCACCUUCUUCAAGGACUGCCUGUACGAGGUGUUCGACGACCUGGAGUGCAAGAUGGAGCACGCGGGGAAGCACCUGCUGCGCUCGGUCCUGCAGCUGAUGGAGAGCGGGGCGCUCGUCCUCACCACCAACUUCGACAACCUGCUGGAGAUCUACGCGGCUCACCAGGCCACCAUGCUGGAGUCCCUGGACCUGACCGACGAGAAAAAGGUGCUGGAGUGGGCCCAGGAGAAGAGGAGACUUAGCGUAUUGCACAUCCACGGUGUGUACACCAACCCCAGCGGCAUUGUACUUCACCCUGCCGGCUACCAGAAUGUUCUGAGGAACACAGAGGUCAUGAGGGAGAUCCAGAAGCUGUAUGAGACCAAGUCGUUUGUGUUCCUGGGCUGUGGGCGGACGGUGGACGACACCACGUUCCAGGCGCUCUUCCUGGAGGCGGUGAAGCACAAGUCGGACCUGGAGCACUUCAUGCUGGUGCGCCGCGAGGACGUGGGCGAGUUCAAGAAGCUGCGCGACAACAUGCUGGACAAGGGCAUCAAGGUCAUCUCCUACGGCAACGAGUACGCCGACCUGCCCGAGUACUUUGAGCGGCUGGCCAACGAGAUCUGCACCCGCGACGUGGUCACCAACGGCUGGGGGUCUCCCAGUCAGGCAGCUGAAGAAGGGAAGCAGAACGGUUUUAAUGCACAGAAGAGCCUCCUCCAAGUCACCAGAUCAGCCUGUAACGCCCCAGUCCUGCCCACAAAGGGAAGGGAAGCGCCAGAAAACAGGACUGCAGGGGAGGGGGCGGGGUUUAGCACCUCAAACCAGAGAAAAGGGAUGCCCCGGGCCUUUCCAGAGUCCGACACCAGGGGGUGAACAACCAGCCUCUCCCAAACCCGCAGGGUCUGCAUCACCCCCCCUCUACCUCCACCAGCGGGACCCUGGUCCACAUUUUCACCCCUCAAAUUUUCCGUCUGGGGGAAAAAAAAGGCCUCAGGAUGAAGAUGAGCGGACCGCUCGCUGGCUUGUGGGAAUUUCAGAAAGUUGACACUGAACGUAAUCAUUGAACAUUUUACAUAAUUACAAAAACACACAGGCCUCACUACAAACGCAGCACUACAGUACCCCCCCCCCCCCCCACCCCCGGUACGUGUGCUGCUCCGAAAGCACAUGACCCCUUCACCCAGGCCACGAGACCCCAGGACCAGUGAAAAGAGGUUCAGCCGCCAGAGUCCGCCAGUCCCCUGGCCAGUGACGUGCUGAAAGGUCUCCUGUACGCAGGCCUUUAAUUAAGCUUUCCUAUUAAAAAUCCUGCAUGUGUUUUGUGACUUCUAUUAGAAAUUCUGUAUAUGUUGUUUUGUGACUUGUCUUUGUUUAGGUAUUUAUACAUCCAGUAAUAUAAAAAAAUGUACGUCCAUUGCCAUCUUCUGUGUGUCCUUUUCUAGUAAAUUAAAAGCGGUGAUUUAGUAAAAAUU